UUUUCAUCCGUGGAUAACGAUCGAGAGGAGCCGGGGGGGGUGCGGGGAGCCCGGUCCCGGCGGGGAGGAGGCGAUGCAGACGCCGCUGGAUCAGCGCGCAAGGGGCCGGCACGGAGCGCAGCGCCGUCCGCAUCCAACUCCCCUGCAGCGCAGGAUGAAACCGCUGGCAUCCUGCCUGGGCCUGUGGCUCCUCUUCCAGCUCCCUUCUCUGGUCUCUGGGACACGAGUGGUCUACAAAGUGCAGGAGGAACAACCCCCCAACACCCUCAUAGGGAGCCUGGCCUCUGACUAUGGCUUCCCAGACGUGGGGCACCUCUACAAGCUGGAAGUGGGGGCUCCAUACCUACGUGUGGACGGCAAGACUGGGGACAUCUACACUACAGAGACCUCCAUCGACCGGGAGAGCUUGCGUGAGUGCCAGCACCUCCUGCCCGGAGAGCCCUGCUUCCUGGAGUUCGAAGUGUCCAUCACUGACCUGAUCCUGAGCAGCGGCCCACGCCUGCUCGAGGGACAGAUAGAGGUGCUCGACAUCAAUGACAACACCCCCAACUUUGCCUCGCCUGUUCUCACCCUCUCCAUCCCUGAGAACACCAAUAUUGGGACACUCUUCCCCAUCCCCCUGGCCAUGGACCGGGACUCGGGCCCCAAUGGUGUUGCCUCCUAUGAGCUGACGGCUGGUCCGGAGGCGCAGGAGCUCUUUGGGCUGCAGGUGGCAGAGGAUCAGGACGAGAAGCAGCCACAGCUGAUUGUCAUGGGGAACCUGGACCGGGAGCAGUGGGACUCCUAUGAUCUGACCAUCAAGGUGCAGGAUGGAGGCAACCCACCGCGGGCGAGCAGUGCCCUGCUUCGCAUCACCAUCCUGGACAUGAACGACAAUGCACCCAAGUUCGAGAAGGCCCUGUAUGAGGCAGAGCUAUCUGAAAACAGCCCUGUGGGGCACUCGGUCCUGCAGGUGAAAGCCAAUGACUCAGACCAGGGUGCCAAUGCUGAGAUUGACUACUCCUUCCACCAAGCCUCAGACAUGGUGCGGCGGCUGCUGCGCCUGGACCGCACCACGGGGCUCAUCACCGUGCAGGGACCCAUCGACCGCGAGGAUGUCAACAUCCUCAAGUUCUCCGUCAUGGCCAAGGACAAGGGGGCCAACCCCAAAAGUGCCCGCACCCAGGUGGUGGUCACCAUCAAGGACAUGAAUGACAACGCACCCUCCAUAGAGAUUCGGGGUAUAGGGCUCGUCACCCACCAGGAUGGCAUGGCCAACAUCUCGGAGGACGUGCCAGUAGAGACAGCAGUAGCUCUGGUACAAGUGUCCGACCGAGAUGAGGGUGAAAACGCAGUGGUGACCUGCGUGGUGGCGGGUGAUGUCCCCUUCCAGCUGCGGCAGGCUAGUGAGACAGGGAGCGACAGCAAGAAGAAAUACUUCCUACAGACCACCACCCCGCUGGACUAUGAGUCAGUGAAGGACUACACCAUUGAGAUUGUGGCGGUGGACUCGGGGAACCCGCCUCUCUCCAGCACCAACUCUUUGAAGGUGCAGGUGAUGGAUGUCAAUGACAACGCACCCGUCUUCAGCCAGAGCUUCACUGAGGUGGCCUUCCCUGAGAACAAUGAGCCCGAUGACCUGGUGAUGGAAGUGAGUGCCAGCGAUGCUGACAGUGGCUCCAAUGCCAAGCUAGUGUACUCCUUGGUGACAGACCCCUCCUCCAAGGGAUCCUUUGCCAUUGACCCUGACUCUGGGGAGAUCCGGGUGAAGGCGGUGCUGGACCGAGAGCAACAGGAGCGUUAUGAGUUCUUGGUGGUGGCAGCAGACAAGGGCACCCCCAGCCUCAAGGGCACAGCAUCUGUGGCCGUCAACGUCAUGGACAGGAAUGACAACGACCCCAAGUUCAUGCUGAGUGGCUACAACUUCUCAGUGAUGGAGAACAUGCCACCCCUCAGCCCUGUGGGCAUGGUGACGGUGAUCGAUGCUGACAAAGGAGAAAAUGCCCGCAUCCAGCUGUCAGUAGAGCAAGACAACGGGGAUUUUGUCAUCCAGAAUGGCACUGGCACCAUUCUCUCCAGCAUCUCUUUUGACCGGGAACAGCAGAGCACGUACACUUUCAGACUCAAGGCAGUAGAUGGUGGGGAUCCUCCCAGGUCUGCCUAUGUGGGGGUGACCAUCAACGUCUUAGAUGAGAAUGAUAAUGCCCCCUUCAUCACUUCACCCUCCAAUGCCACUUACAAACACAUCCUGCCCCACACCAGCCCUGGCCAGCAGGUGAGCAAGGUGAAGGCAGAGGACAUUGACUCUGGUGUCAAUGCAGAGUUGAUCUACAGCAUCACAGGAGGCAACCCCUUCGAGCUCUUCCAGAUCUCCCCGCACAGUGGGGACAUCACCCUGGAGAAGGAGAUCCUGCGUAAGCACCAUGGCCUGCAUCGCCUGGUGGUACGCGUCAAUGACAAGGGCAAGCCCUCGCGGCACGGCACGGCACUGGUGCACUUCUAUGUCAAUGAGACGCUGGCCAACCGCACGCUGCUGGACACGCUGGUGGGGCACAGCCUGGACACCCCACUCGACAUUGACAUUGCUGGAGACCCCGAAUACGAGCGCAGCAAGCAGCGAAGCAACAUCCUCUUUGGAGUCAUCGCCGGCAUCGUGGCUGUCACCCUGGUCAUUGUGCUGGUUGUCCUGGUGCGCUACUGCCGGCAGCGGGAGGCCAAGAGCGGCUACCAGGCAGGCAAGAAGGAGACCAAGGACCUGUAUGCACCCAAGCAGGCCAGCAAGAGCAGUAAGAGCAAGAACAAGGUGAAGAAGAGCAAGUCUCCAAAGCCACCCAAGCCCACAGAGGAUGAGGAGGAGACGGGGCUGCAGAAAUCGCUCAAGUUCAACCUCAUGAACGACUCUGUCAGUGACAGCCCCCGAAUCCACCUGCCCCUCAACUACCCUCCGGGCAGCCCAGACCUGGGUCGCCACUACCGCUCCAACUCGCCGCUGCCCUCCAUCCAGCUGCAGCCUCAGUCGCCCUCUGCCUCCAAGAAGCACCAAGUGGUGCAGGACCUGCCGGCCACCAACACCUUUGUUGGCACUGGGGACAACAACUCGACGGGCUCCGAGCAGUACUCGGACUACAGCUACCGCACCAACCCCCAGAAAUACACCAACAAGCAGUUACCUCAUCGCCGAGUGACGUUCUCUGCAACCAGCCAGGCUCAGGACCUGCAGGAUCCCUCCCAGCACAGCUACUACGACAGUGGGCUGGAGGAGUCAGAGACCCCGAGCAGCAAAUCAUCGUCAGGGCCCCGCAUUGGGCCACUGGCCCUGCCUGAGGACCACUAUGAACGCACCACACCCGAUGGCAGCAUUGGGGAGAUGGAGCACCCUGAGAACGAUCUCCGGCCUCUGCCCGAUGUAGCCAUGACUGGGACCUGUACCCGGGAGUGCACAGAGUUCGGCCACUCCGAUACCUGCUGGAUGCCCGGCCAGUCCUCCCCCAGCCGCAGGCCCAAGAACGCCCUCAAACUCUCCACUUUUGUGCCUUACCAAGACAGAGGGAGUCAAGAGCAAGUCGGGAAUGGCAGCCCCAGACUCUCAGAAGAGCGCAGCACCAAAAUGGCCAACCUCCGCCUGCUCCCCACGUACAGUGCCUUCUCCAAUAGUAGCCAUGAGCCCUGCAAGGACUCUCCCAUGGAGGAAAUUCCUCUCACCCAGACCUCGGACUUCCAGCCAGCCACCACCCCCUCUUCCCAGACCACCAAGAGGGAGAUCUACCUGUGAGGCUGGGCGAGGGGCAGGGAGCAGACGCGCUUCUGAGGCCAGUGUCCCGAGGAACACUUUAACCUUCAAUGCUUUAUCGCUCCGGUUCUCCAGGCAGGGGGCUCUGUGGACAGCAGGGCAGGGCAAGGCAGGGAUGAGAGGAGCACCUUUUUAACCUGUCCUUUCCCGGGGCCAGGGGUGGGUGGGAAGGAUGGAAGCAUCCGAAAGCCCAUUUCCAGGCACUUGUGGGUGCAUGUCUCCGAACUGCUGCAUCGCUGGGGAGGGCUGGGCAGGCUCCUGGUGCAGAGGGCAUGGCUGGGGAGAAGGGCUUAUGUACCAAAGGUCCAUGCAGAGCUGGUGAGUUCCUGGGGCAUAGGAUAUGGGGUGUCCCCGUGCAUGGGGAGCGAGCUGCCUGUCUCUUUGCUGUAGACUCCUGUAAAUACGAAGCUUAGGAAUGACAUUCAAGUCCUGCCUGAUUGAAACUUUUUAUUGUCCUUGAAACAAAAGACAUUUAAACAAAAACAAAACAAAAAAACAGAAAAAAAGGAAAAAAAAAAGAAAGAAAAAGAAACCAGAAACAAACAGGGAGCAAGUUCCAGCUUUGAAUGGUUUGCUGUGUGGAGAAGCCCGUGGGAGCGCAGCGUCCGGCCCACACUCAUGUUCUAUAUUGUAAAUAGAGAUGUGACCAGUCCCUGAGACAGCAGCUGGGGAGCUGGAGGAGAGGGCAGCGUCCUAGCCGGACUGCAGGGACUUCUCAGCCUGGACCUCUUCCUGAACGUUGUCACUGUGCCCACAAGCUGCAGGGUCCAUAGGGACUGCCCGGUGCCAUAGGUGGGGUCUGCUUUGGGGGGGUUCCCUGGUGGUGGCGGGUGGAGGAGGGAUGGGGAAGCCCCCAGUGAAGGGACCGGCUGGGUCCGGAGAAGCCCUCAGUCCCACUCUGCUGGCAGGGAGGUCGUCAUUGGCUCUGGUGUCUCAGCCCAUCGCCUUGUGCCUCCUCCGGGGCAGGGGAUGCCUGUGGGGCCGGCUGUGCCAUGCCUUUGACCUCCAUCCCAUCCGCCUGUAAGCCACCAUUGCCUUUGUGAGGAGGAGCUUUGUCUCAGGGUCACACCGGGGGCUGCCGAGCCCCUGCCCACUGGACUCCUGCUGCCCUUAGGCCACAGGGCCACUCUCACGGGGUCCAGCUUUCUCUUCCAUUGUCAAAGGUCCACCGGUGUCCCCGGCAGGUUCCCACUGCCCCGGCAUCCUCGGCUCCCUUGCAGGGCACCCAACCGGGGCAAUGGAGAGGACCCCCUUGCCCCUCAAGGGACUCCACAGAGGGGGAUGCCUGGGCUCUUUCCUGAGCCUCUCUGCUCCCUCGGAGCCAGGGCUUCCUGUUUUGGGGGCUCCAUGGGCAGGAGGGGUCCAGGGGCCUCACACCUCAUUCCUGGAUAGCCCUUCCUGGUCCUCCCCUGCCAGGAUGCGGGGAGGGGCUGUGCUGCACCGUUGUUCUUCCCGUAUUCACAUUGAUCGUCUUCAUCUCUGGCAUCUUCCUUAGGGAGCGAGGCCAGCGGUAACUGCAGGACGGUUGCCCCCGUGGCUCAUCUCCGGUUCACGCAGCCCAGCACAGUGGGGUUCUGCUGGGCUCGACUGGCACGGGGACACCGCAGGGAGCUGGCACCCGGCUGCUGUGGGUCAGAGACUGCCCUGCCAUAGCUGUAGUGCCUGUUGGGGUGCAGCGCACCGGGGACCCCUCUUCCCAGCCUCCUCCCUUCCAGCACCCCUGUCUCUGAGCAGCUCCUCUCCCUCUGCUUGGGCAGCGGUGGCAAGAUGGGGGCAGCUCCCCAGUGUGGCUCCAGUUGGCCUGAGGGGAUGCAGUGGGUGCCAAGAGAAGGGUGGCAGAAGGCGCCUGCUCACACCCUGUGCCCCAGCCCUGCUCCUUGCCAUCCCCGGGCAGCACCGCAUCGCCCGCAGCCCUGGCACCUCCGGGUGUCACCGGAGGGGGCAGGACCCUCCUCCCGGCCUCCUGCUGCUGCUGCUCCCUUGGCAGGCACGAUGCUCCGGUGAUGUCCGGCCGGGCAUCCCUGCUCUGCCCUUGCCCAUGGCGGCCGGACGGCAGGGUCCGUGUUCCCCUGGUCCGGCUGCCUGAGCAGGUCACGCUCCUGAACUUGUUUUUAUUGUAGCUCUGUAGUUUCAGGGCCAAACUGGGCAGAAUGUGCAAUUUGGCCUCGCUGGCCAGGAUCUUUGACUCCACUGCCAACUCGACUGCUCACGCCUCCCCUCGGCUCAGGCAGCAGCAGUGUCCAGUGCCCCUCUUGGGGACCCCCUGAGAGAGCAAGACCAGCUUUUACCCCAGCCCCUCGUCUGCGGGUGGGCUCCCUGCCUUCUGCUCGGGGUCACAGAGGGACUCUGAAGCUCGAAGCCCCAUGGCUGGAGUUGCUGUCUUGUCUCCUGGAGCGCCUGGCGAUGUCCUCAGUGCAAGGGAGGGUGAAUGCAGAGAGGGGUCCCUGAGGAGCAGGGGGUUUGUGCCAUGGGGAGGGUGGG
This is a messenger RNA of Melopsittacus undulatus (budgerigar), 6250 nucleotides long. It is a transcript of the gene PCDH1, whose product is annotated as protocadherin 1. The coding region runs from base 74 to 3751 and encodes 1225 amino acids. Lineage: Eukaryota; Metazoa; Chordata; Aves; Psittaciformes; Psittaculidae. The record is from RefSeq and is a predicted model, not a curated record. Gene Ontology annotation, molecular function: calcium ion binding. Gene Ontology annotation, cellular component: plasma membrane. Gene Ontology annotation, biological process: homophilic cell-cell adhesion. The transcript has 5 exons.